Molecule: messenger RNA, 1374 nt
Organism: Amoebophrya sp. A120
Lineage: Eukaryota; Dinophyceae; Syndiniales; Amoebophryaceae
Source: the annotation of a GenBank genome assembly
UGCUUGUCGUUCGACAGAUUAGCUUUUUGCUUCAGGCAGUGUCUGUUUCCUGUUCCUUCAGAGUGUGGCAACGACUGGCAGUAUUCCAGGCACGAGUAGCAAUGAAGCCCGCGGCGCUAAGGCCGUCGCGGUCCACGUUUGUGUAACAAUACAGCAAGAAGCUGACUUUUCUGUUUGAAAACUCAAAAUGGCCGUGGUCGAGCGGAAGCUCGGCAAGUGCUGCAUUUGUUUUCCGCUCCAGAACGGCGUGGCGAUACUGACGUUCAUCUUUUUUUUUCUCGGACUGUGGUCUUUCCUGGUCCUGUUUCUCGAAGACGCGCGACUGCAGUUCAAUGGCGCAUUUAUUGUCAGCACGGAUUUCGCCUCGUCGCUGCAAAAAUUGGAGCCGUUUGUUGCCGCGGGAUAUCUGCUCACAGCGCUGGUCGGGUUCAUAGGCGUGGUGGACGAGAAGGUUUGGCAAGUGAAUGUCUUUCUCUACUACAUGGGUUUCCACGUGUUCGUCAUCUACGUGCUGGUCUUCGCGCUGGACAUGUACGGACUAGCCUACUACUGCAAAAAUGCAAACACCUCCGCCUCCGACACCUCCGCGCUCCUCCCGGUCAGCGAACGAAACAUGAGCUUGCAAGCACUGCAGUCCAAAAACCUCUGCGCAGACGCAAGAACAGCGUACACGAUCGGAUUUCUGCUGCAAAUGCUGCUCAGGGUAAGUAGAAACUAAUUUUAUAGUACAACCGUACUUACUUUUUUGCGCUCAGGCUCGUCGUCUUUUUCUUGAUUUUCAUUUCAUCUCGGUGAGGAGAGAGGUUUCCAUUUUCUGCAAAUUUUAAUGUGCUAGUGUCCCUGUCACGUGCGUAAUUUUAUCUAUGUCGUGAGGUCCUCGAAGUAGAUAGACCACACCAUCCAUUAUACAGGUGUAUUUUUUCCUGGUGAUUCGCAAGUAUGCGAAGAAAAUCUCCACGUCGAUUCCGUACCCCAUCGCGUUCGAACAGACCUAUACGGAGAGUGUGGAGGUGGAUAUUCCGAGCAAUGUAGGCGACUUCGCCAGGAAUAGAAAGGAGCAACUGUUCGAGCAAAACAUAAUCGCGGACAUGCACCGAAAAGACGACGAUUACAUACAGAAAAUGCUCAAAGAGUACGGAACGCAAAAAAGCGAUAAAUACGGCACCAAUGCCAAUCAAGAAUGAUGAAAAACUACUUGCGGGAAAGCUGCCUUUUCUCAUAUUUCUGCUCUUUAUUCGCUCAAGCUGAUUUCCUGCGGAAACGAUCCGAGCGACGUGAUAUUUAAGGCUCGCAAUUUCUGUGUCUGAAGGAAGAUGACAAAAGCGACAAUUUUUGUUGGAACAAACUGAUGUUCGUCUUGCCUGAAGCGUGCAU